Messenger RNA from Xiphophorus hellerii (green swordtail), 1095 nucleotides. RefSeq lists its product as uncharacterized. The transcript is spliced from 6 exons. The record is from RefSeq and is a predicted model, not a curated record. Bases 334 to 1095 code for a protein of 253 amino acids. Lineage: Eukaryota; Metazoa; Chordata; Actinopteri; Cyprinodontiformes; Poeciliidae. Gene Ontology annotation, biological process: regulation of apoptotic process.
GAAAACGCUACAGAAGAAGAAGAGAAUAAACUCGUUGCUCUAAAUCAUACGAGUCUGUAGCUAACUGGUUUCCAGCUUCAGACCAGCGGGUUAACUGGUUCCCAGUGAGAUAAAUGAAGACAGAUUCUUCUCCUGGGUUCACUUCAAUGUUUUAUCUGUCAGUGUGAACUAGAAGCAGCUCCACAGAGAUGAAAACAGCCCGCAGAGACUCUGAGCGGAGCUAGCGAUGCUAACGAUGCUAACAGGCUCCAGCAGCAGCUGUGGCUCCUAAACUGGAGCUUCAGCUCCAACAGAGCUGAAUCAAAGCUCUACAACUCUGGUUUAGACGAUAAGAUGCUGAGCUUCCGGUCUGAAGGCCAGAAGAUGGAAGAUCAGGACAGAGCAGAACCUCCAGGACCCAUCAGUCCAUCUGUGAGGAGUGACCGGUCCAAACCAGAACCUCCAGAGUUCAGUAAUGAACCUGAACCAUCAGACAGAAAGAGGAGGAAGUGUGAAGAAAGACCCAGAACUGGAUCUGAACGGCCGACAGCCAAUCAGAGCAGCUGUUCUCCAGAGGAAAAACUUUUUAAGGUUCGCCCUGAGUUUGUGGAGAAAGUUUCUGAGGAAAUCCUGAAACAGCUCCUUGAUGACCUUCUAUCAGAUGGCGUCUUUAAUCAUUCAGAGAUUGAAGGUAUACUGCAGAAGAACCCAAUCAGAGCAGAAAAGGCCCGCGACACCAUAGAUGCUGUGAUGAAGAAAGGACAGAGAGCCUGCAGAUUGAUGAUCAAACGUCUUCAUCACAGAGAUCCGACUCUGUCCAACCAGCUGCGUUUGUCCUCUGACUCCUCUGGUCCAGAUUUUGAUAUUCGGUGUCAACGUGAACUUAAAGCGUCUCUGAAGAAGAAGUUCCAGAGUCUCUCUGAAGGCGUCGCUGAACAUGGAAAUAAAACCGUUCUGAACCAGAUCUACACAGAGCUCCACAUCACAGAGGGGUUAACUAGAGAGGUCAACCAGGAACAUGAGGUCAGACACAUUGAAACAGCAUCCAGGAAACAAGAAACAACGAUCAGAAGAGAAGACAUCUUCAGCCAAUCAGAUCCCAGCAACAUUUGUUGA